GCACCCUGGGAAUUGUAGUGUCGGCUAGAGAUCCGCUCUCCGCGCCGGCGCAAACCGACACUCCCUUCCUUCCGGGUCAAACGUCGGCGCUUCGCAAAAGGGGGAAAAUCCUGUGGGUUCCCCGUGUGUUUGGCAAUGGCUACCUACAGCCUGGCGAACGAGCGACUCCGCGCCUUGGAAGACAUCGAACGGGAAAUCGGCGCCAUCCUUCAGAAUGCAGGUACCGUAAUCCUGGAACUUUCCAAGGAGAAAACCAACGAACGGCUGCUAGACCGACAAGCGGCGGCUUUCACGACGUCGGUGCAACACGUAGAAGCGGAGCUGUCGGCUCAGAUCCGCUACCUAACCCAGGUGGCCACAGGGCAGCCCCAUGAGGGCUCCAGCUACUCUUCAAGGAAGGACUGCCAGAUGGCACUGAAGCGAGUGGACUAUGCUCGCCUCAAGCUCAGUGAAGUGGCCCGAACCUGCGAGCAGAUGCUGGAAAGCUAAGCCAAGUAGGCAGAGACAUCGGGGAGGGAGAUCACCACCUCCACCCGGGACAGAACUUGGAGACCUGUAGGAUGAGGAGCACAGGCUGCCGUGCUCGCCUGCCCACCACUCUGUGCUGGCUCCUCCAGCAGGUGCCCCAGCUCUGACUUCACCAAAGUGCUGACAGGCUCAGACAGGAGGCGAGAGUCAGUCACCCAGCCCACUUCCUCCGAUACUUCGUGUCCUUGUCUGCUUCCGCAGACUUGAGCCAAUGAAGAUACAUUCUUCAUUGGAAGAGAUAAAACAGGAACUAAGGGUUUUAAUAAUAAAAGACAACAAUAAAGACUAUCGCUGGGGCAUAUAUGAGUGUCACAAGGAAUUGAGGAAGUAAAUCCGGCCGGAUGGCAGCUGGUGGCUGCUGAGGGAGGGUGGGAAAACCCAGGCCUUAAGUGUGGGGUCAGGGGAGGAAGCAAGUGAGGGCUGAAGUUGGUGUGGUAUAGAGAGACUUUGGGGAAUGGGGCACCAUCAGCAGAGAAGCUGAAGCCAGGAAUCCUGGUAAAGGGGCAAGGGCAUGAGGCCAAUGUAUACAGAAAGAAGAGUCAAUAAUUAGAAAAAUAACUUUUAGUAAAAAUAAUACACAUUCAGAAUUUUACACAAUGUAAAGACAAAAAGAAAAGCAAAAGAAAAUUCCAACAGGGCAGUGGCUGGUUAAACAGUAACAGAUAUGUGCAGAGUGCCUACUAUGUGCCAGAGAGAAUGUUCCCGUUUAUCAGAUGUUUCUGAUAGUGAAUGAAUCACAUUUUCUACCCUCACAAGCUCCCAUUCUUAGCCCAAGUGUUGGAAUAUGGGGCCACAGGAAUAUAUUGAAGCUGCAAAUCUGGAAAAGACAUUGGGAGAUGAGCUCUGAGAUCAAGGGAAGUUGGAAGUGAUAGCUAGAAGUAGAGAAUCAGACUCCAAAACAUUUAAUCAGACAAUCUCAAUAAAGGUACUCAAUAAAGACUUGUGAAUUAAA
Molecule: messenger RNA, 1480 nt
Organism: Pipistrellus kuhlii (Kuhl's pipistrelle)
Lineage: Eukaryota; Metazoa; Chordata; Mammalia; Chiroptera; Vespertilionidae
Gene: MED11
Product: mediator complex subunit 11
Exons: 3
Coding region: 136-489 (117 amino acids)
Biological process (GO): regulation of transcription by RNA polymerase II
Cellular component (GO): mediator complex
Molecular function (GO): transcription coregulator activity
Source: RefSeq, a predicted model, not a curated record